This is a messenger RNA of Lynx canadensis (Canada lynx), 2529 nucleotides long. Its product is annotated as protocadherin alpha-1-like. Lineage: Eukaryota; Metazoa; Chordata; Mammalia; Carnivora; Felidae. Gene Ontology annotation, cellular component: plasma membrane. The coding region runs from base 109 to 2529 and encodes 806 amino acids. The transcript has a single exon. The record is from RefSeq and is a predicted model, not a curated record. Gene Ontology annotation, molecular function: calcium ion binding. Gene Ontology annotation, biological process: homophilic cell-cell adhesion.
GUUACAGCCUGAGAGAAGACAAAAACAGGAGACAUAUUAUUCAAGAUAUAAAGUAAUGAAAGCAUGAUUUUGAAGUGAGAGCGGUACCAAAGGUGUAGUGGUUUUGCGAUGCCGUUUCCUAGGCAAGGAGGCAAGGGAGCCCAGCGCCUGCUGCUCUUAGUUUUGCUCCUCGCAGCCUGGAAGACUGGGAGUGGUCAGGUCCACUACUCGGUCCCGGAGGAGGCCAAACACGGCACCUUUGUAGGACGCAUCGCGCAAGACCUGGGGCUGGAGCUGGCAGAGCUGGUGCCACGCCUGUUCCGGGUGGUGUCCAAAGGCCGUGGGGACCUUCUGGAAGUAAAUCUGCAGAAUGGCAUUUUGUUUGUGAAUUCUCGCAUCGACCGCGAGGAGCUUUGCGGGCUGAACCUGGAGUGCAGCAUCCACCUGGAGGUAAUUGUGGACAGGCCGCUGCAGGUUUUCCAUGUGGAGGUGGAGGUGAAGGACAUUAACGAUAACCCACCGGUUUUCAGAGGGAGAGAACAAAGGUUAUUUAUUCCUGAGUCUAGACUGGUGGAUUCACAUUUCCCGAUAGAGGGUGCUGCUGAUGCGGACAUUGGGACCAAUGCUCUAAUAACUUACACCCUCAGCCCCAGUGAUUAUUUCUCUUUGGAUGUACAGGCAAGUGAUGAACUGAGUAAGUCACUUUCACUUGAAUUGAGGAAAUCUUUGGAUAGAGAAGAAACACCAGAACUUCGUUUAUUAUUGACGGCCACUGAUGGGGGCAAACCAGAGCUGGAAGGUACAGUUCAGCUGCUUAUCACAGUGCUGGACGUUAAUGAUAAUGCCCCAUUGUUUGCCCAGGCUGUGUAUAGAAUCCAUUUAUUAGAGACUACAGCAAAUGGAACAUUAGUGACUACAUUAAACGCCUCUGAUGCCGAUGAAGGUGUAAAUGGCGAAAUUGUCUUUUCCUUCGUCAGUGAUGUUCCCCUAAACAUUCAAAAAAACUUCAAAAUUGAUUCCAGCUCAGGAGAAAUUAGGCUAAUUGGUAGACUGGAUUAUGAGGAAACAAAAUCUUAUGAAAUUCAUGUAAAAGCAGUUGAUAAAGGAAGUCCUCCAAUGUCAAAUCACUGCAAGGUUUUAGUGAAAGUGCUAGAUGUAAAUGAUAAUGCUCCACAACUGGCAGUCACAUCUCUGUCUUUGCCGGUCAGAGAGGACACUCCACUCAGCACCGUCAUUGCUUUUGUUUCCGUGUCCGACCGCGACUCCGGAGUCAACGGGCAGGUGACCUGCUCUCUGACGCCUCACAUCCCCUUCAAGCUGGUGUCCACCUUCAAGAAUUACUAUUCGCUGGUGCUGGACAGCGCCCUGGACCGCGAGAGCGUGUCGGACUAUGCUCUAGUAGUGACAGCACGGGACGGGGGCUCGCCUUCGCUGUCGGCCACGGCCAGCGUGUCCGUGGAAGUGGCCGACGUGAACGACAACGCGCCGGCAUUCGCGCAGGCCGAGUACACGGUGUUCGUGAAGGAGAACAACCCUCCCGGCUGCCACAUCUUCACGGUGUCCGCGCGGGACGCGGACGCGCAGGAGAACGCGCUGGUGUCCUACUCGCUGGUGGAGCGGCGGGUGGGCGAGCGUGCGCUGUCGAGCUACGUGUCGGUGCACGCGGAGAGCGGCAAGGUGUACGCGCUGCAGCCGCUGGACCACGAGGAGCUGGAGCUGCUGCAGUUCCAAGUGAGCGCGCGCGACGCGGGCGUGCCCCCGCUGGGCAGCAACGUGACGCUGCAGGUGUUCGUGCUGGACGAGAACGACAACGCGCCCGCGCUGCUGCCGCUGCCUGGGGCGGGCGGCGCGGGCGGCGCCGUGAGCGAGCUGGUGUGGCGGUCGGUGGGCGCGGGCCACGUGGUGGCGAAGGUGCGCGCGGUGGACGCGGACUCGGGCUACAACGCGUGGCUGUCGUACGAGCUGCAGCCGGCGGCGGGUGGCGCGCGCAGCCCGUUCCGCGUGGCGCUGUACACGGGCGAGAUCAGCACGACGCGCAGCCUGGACGAGGCGGACUCGCCGCGCCAGCGCCUGCUGGUGCUGGUGAGGGACCACGGCGAGCCGGCGCUGACGGCCACGGCCACCGUGCUGCUGUCGCUGGUGGAGAGCGGCCAGGCGCCCAAGGCCUCGUCGCGGGUGUUGGCGGGCGCCGCUGGCGCGGAGACGGCGCUGGUGGAUGUCAACGUGUACCUGAUCAUCGCCAUCUGCGCCGUGUCCAGCCUGCUGGUGCUCACGCUGCUGCUGUACGUGGCGCUGCGGUGCUCGGCGCCGCCCAGCGAGGGCGCGUGCGGGCCGGCGGGGAAGCCCACGCUGGUGUGUUCCAGCGCGGUGGGGAGCUGGUCGUACUCGCAGCAGAGGCGGCAGAGGGUGUGCUCUGGGGAGGGUCCGCCCAAGACCGACCUCAUGGCUUUCAGCCCCAGCCUACCUCAAGUUCCAGGCUCCGCAGAUGAAAGACAACAACCCUCAGAGUCAGAACACUUAGGAAAGGUGAGUCUUUUCCAUCGAUUCUAG